AUGGCACGCCUCCUUCUCUCCGCAAGAGCCGACCUGCAGCUGCUGGCCGGGCAGACAGCGGCCGUCGAUGGAUUGGCCUGGGUUGCAGACAAGAAGGAGGCAUACGUUGAGGUGGAGAUCAAGGACCACAGCGGAGACAAAAUCGUUGUUGAAACAAAGCAUGAGAAGGUGAUGACGGUAAAUGAGGAUGACAUCCAGCAGACGAAGCCCCUGAAGCUCGACCUGAUUGAGGACAUGGCCAUGCUGACUCACCUCCACGAGAUCUCCGUGCUCCACAACCUGCGCCGCCGCUAUAGCAACUGGAUGAUGGACGUGAGUCCAACAGCCACCUGGGGCUUAACAAGCUGUCAGGCACGGUGGCUGCAACACGAUGAUAAAGUGGCGGCUGGGAGCGUGUCCACAAACCUGCCACACUUAGGAUGCAUCGUAUCGAUGACGCUGUCUACCUACUCCGGACUCUUCUGCGUGACGGUGAACCCCUACAAGUGGCUUCCCGUCUACACCGCCCUUCCCCCCCCCCACAUCUACUCCACUGCCGACAAUGCCUACAACGACAUGCUGCGCAAUCGAAAAAUCCAGGCCAUGCUUAUCACUUCAACAGCUUUGAGCAGCUCUGCAUCAACAUUACCAAUUGAGUGGACUAUCAUCAACUUUGGCCUGAACUUGCUGCUCUGCAUUGAUCUCAUUGAGAGGCCCCUGGGGAUCUUGUCCAUCCUCGAAGAGGAGUGCAUGUUUCUCAAGGCUACUGACAGCAGUUUCAAGGCCAAGAUGUACGACAAUCACCUUGGCAAGUCAACCAAUUUCUAGAAGCUCCGUCCCGACAAGAAGCGGAAAUACAAAGCCCACUUUGAGCUGGUGCAUUAUGCUGGGGUGGUUCCAUACAACAUCAUUGGCUGGCUAGACAAAAACAAAGACCCGCUGAACAAAACAGUAGUGAGCUUUUUCCAGAAGUCCUCCAACAAGCUCCUGGCCAACCUUUAUGAGAACUACAUCAGCUCUGAAACAGCAGCUGAAGUUAAACCAGGAACCAAGGAAAAGAGGAAGAAAGCGGCCACUUCUCAGACAGUGUGACAGCUACGCAAGGACAACCUGAACGAGCUCAUGACCAACCUACGCAGCACGCAGCCGCACUUUCUGCACUGCAUCCUCCCUAAUGAGACCAAGACACCAGGCAUCAUGGACGCCUUCCUAGUGCUUCACCAGUUACAGUGCAACCGUGUGCUGGAAGGAAUCUGCAUCUGCCAGAAGGGCUUCCCCAACCGCCUCCUCUAUGCUGACUUCAAGCCGCGAAAGCAGAACAAUCUGUGAAGAGGAAGAGCCCUGUAACGGUGCCCUGCAGGUGUUCUUCAAGGCCAGCCUGAUGGGCCAGCUGGAGGAGAUACCAUGUUCACCAUGUUACAGGCAGUCAGCAGGGACAAGCCGAUGAGGAUGGAGCUGCAGAAGAUGAUGGAGAUGAGAGAUGCCCUGCUGAUUAUCGAGUGGAACAUUCAGGCUUUCCAUGCUGUGAAAAACUGGCCCUGAAUGAAGCUUUUCAUGAAGAUUAAGCCGCUGUUGCGUAGUGCAGCUAUGGAGGAGAUGAUGGCCAACUUCAAGGAGGAGUUCCUCAAGCUAAAGGAGGCCUUCGAGAAGUCUGAGCCUGUCGGAAGUGCAAGGAGCUCGAGGAGAAGAUUGGCUUUGUGCUGCAGCCACAGUGUUCUACCAUGCACAUUUAUUUAUGUAGCAGAUGCUUUUAUCUGAAGUCAGCCAGUCCCUGGAGCUAUUGAGGAUUAAGGACCUUGCUUAGGGGUCCAAUGGUGAAAUCACUCUACCAAUCACAAGAUUUGAAGCAGUGACCUUCCAAUCACAAGCACAUUAUUAAAAUUAGUUUGAAAUUUGUUUGAACCAUUCUGUUAAUUUUAUUAUAUAUCUGUAUAUUGAAACCCCCCAGUCCAGUCCAUGGAUUGGCCAUGGAUUUGUCAACAUUAGCCUAAUAAAAGUUAAUUAUUUGAAUGAA
Molecule: messenger RNA, 1993 nt
Organism: Brienomyrus brachyistius
Lineage: Eukaryota; Metazoa; Chordata; Actinopteri; Osteoglossiformes; Mormyridae
Product: myosin-7B-like
Exons: 15
Biological process (GO): vesicle transport along actin filament; actin filament organization
Cellular component (GO): myosin complex; actin cytoskeleton; vesicle
Molecular function (GO): actin filament binding; microfilament motor activity; ATP binding
Source: RefSeq, a predicted model, not a curated record